UGAGGAAAGCCAGCGCUGAGAGCGGGGACAGAGUUCUUGUCCCCUCCGCUCUGCAGGCCGGUUUUGCUGUUGAGUGAGCCCGUGGCCGUGGAGCGGGCGCCGCGAMUCUCGGCGGCGCUGGGAAGAUGAGCCGCGGUGCGGGAUGUGAUUCUGGGCACCGYGAUUCCCUGUCUCUCGCUUAUUGCGGUAAAACACGCUGAGGAUACCUGUGGCGGUGUGAAGCAAAAAGUAUGGGACAGCUGAUCGGAAGGACAAGCCUGGCUUGUUUUCUGCUUUUCUUUACUGGCUGUCAUGACUUACAAGGUGUAAACGCCAACAGCCAGCCCUGCUUCUCGGGACGCAGGAAUGUGGUGAAGAUGCCUCCGAGAGGCAGAGACCGGGCUUUAUCCUCAGAAGCACCUUUUUCCCUGUGGGCUCCAUUCAUUUACAAAAGGCAAGGACUGGACAACCUGUGUGGUUAGGUGGCAGUAAGGAAGGCGGGAACUUGGCCAUGGGGYACGCCAGAAGCUGGGUGUUGCUGAAUGAAAGCGACCCUGCCCCGUGGCAGGCUGUCAGCAGAGCUCUGGAGAUGAGGAACGCCUCGGCCGGGCAGAUGGUGUGGCCGGGCGGGAAUGGCAGCGAGCCGGGCGCCGCCGGGAGCGAGGAGCGCGGCGAGGAGCAGAGCUACCGGCACUUCACCACCACCGUGCAGGUUGUCAUCUUCGUGGGCUCUUUGCUGGGUAACAUCAUGGUGCUGUGGUCAACUUGCAGAACAUCGCUGCUUAAAUCUGUAACAAACCGAUUCAUUAUGAAUUUGGCCUGCUCGGGGAUCUGUGCCAGCCUAGUCUGUGUGCCUUUUGACAUUGCUCUUAGUGCCAGUCCACACUGCUGCUGGUGGCUCUAUACGAUGCUCUUCUGCAGAAUUGCCAAGUUUCUGCAYAAAGUCUUCUGCUCAGUGGUCAUCCUUAGUUUCCCAGCCAUUGCUCUUGACAGAUACUACUCUGUUUUAUAUCCUCUGGAAAGAAAAAUAACUGAUGCAAAAUCCCGAGACCUKGUUAUCUAUAUUUGGGCCCAUGCAAUAGUGGCCAGCAUUCCUGUAUUUGCUGUGACCAAUGUGUCUGAUAUUUAUGCCAUGUCCACUUGCUCUGAAUCUUGGAGUUACUCCCUUGGCCACCUGAUAUAUGUCAUCAUYUAUAAUAUCACCACUGUGAUUGUACCAGUGGCUGUGGUAUUUCUCUUUAUGAUUCUUAUUCGCAGAGCACUGAGCGCCAGCCAGAAGAAAAAAGUCAUCAUAGCUGCAUUAAGGACCCCUCAGAACACAGUUUCUAUCCCAUAUGCCUCGCAGCGUGAAGCUGAGCUCCAUGUCAUGCUGCUUUCUAUGGUUAUGAUAUUUAUUUUCUGCAGUGUCCCCUAUGUGACGUUGGUGAUUUACCGUACCAUACUCAAUAUUUCAGAUAUUUCAGUCUUCUUGCUCCUCACUGCUAUUUGGUUGCCCAAGGUGUCUUUGCUGGCCAACCCUUUGUUAUUUUUAACUGUUAACAAAUCUGUACGGAAGUGCUUAGUGGGGACAAUAGUACAGCUGCACCGCAGGUUUAGCAGGAGAAACAUUGUCAGCUCCGGUGGUAUUGCAGAUGACAACCUGGAGCCCAGUGUCCAUUCAGGAAGCCAGCUUCUGGAGAUGUUUCAUAUUGGGCAACAACAAAUCUUCAAGCCAACGGAAGAUGAAGAGAACGARACCAAAUCCAUUGGCUCUGGUGACUUUCAACAGAAAGAAAUUCCUACUGUCAAUUUAGAGCUAGGACAGACUUUGGUUCACAGGUUUAUUCCACAGACGAUUGCAGACUCUGCAGCUCAGGUGGCCCCAGCUGUGCCCACAGAAGCUGAUGCAGUAAAUGACAAGUAUUCCAUGCAGUUUGGUUUUGGUCCCUUUGAGCUGCCUCCACAGUGGCUCUCAGAGAACCGAAACAAUAAGAAGCGACUCCUGCCUCCUCUGGGGAAUACCCCUGAAGAGCUAAUCCAGACAAAACUGCCUAAGUGUAAAGCAGAAAGAAAAGUCAGCAGAAACAAUAAAGUCAGUAUCUUUCCCAAGGUGGAUUCUUAGUAAAAGCAGGAGCUUUAAGUGACAGAAGAAGGUCACUUUCUAUUACAUGUGUGAUCCUAUGGAUCUUUAUUAUGUUGAAAUUUGUUACAGCCUGAUUUUUUUGCCAAAUACAAUUUAAAUGAACAAAACAUAUACAUAAGUGUUCCUUAUUGAUAUGAAAUACUUCAUGAAAAUAAUACCGAAAGAUGGAAAUUCAUAGUUUUAUUUCURAAAUCCUUACAAUGAUACCUGAUUAACUUCCAAAAGUACAUAUGGUUUUGGGAACUCUUUUUUAUGGCUGAAUUAUGGAAAUACAGCAGUCAGUUUUCAGGGAAACUUCAUGCUGUAUUUAAAUGGACAAAGUAUCGUAAUUGCCUAUGGAGAGCAGAAGACAUGCAACAUGGGUAAGUCCUACUCUCCUGCAAACAAACACAGCAAGAUUUCAUUAAUGAAGAUGGACUAUUAAGUGCAUUUGUUUUCUGUUAAGCGCAUUUUUAAAAUUUGAUUAGUGUUAAAACUUGCUGGAUUUUUUUGCACAAAUUAGCUAGCAAGCAUCUGCCAAACAUCUUAAGUUUUUUAAAAUCCAAACCAUGUUUUUUGGCUUAAAACAUCCACAAAGUGAAGACUACCCCAAUCAUCAUGUGUGUUAAACCUGAGAAAGACCUCUUUUUAUAAAGAUCCCGUAUACUUGUAGUUUUAAGUAAAAACUGGAUUGGARACCAUGCAGGACAAAUCCUGACUCCAGUUAACAAAUAUAUAUAUGCUAAGAAUCCUGUGAUACAGGGCAUAAAUAAAUGUCCUUAAAGUGUAAUGUAUGCAUUGUGUAAAUAACUAAAGGGUAAGCCUUGAAAUAAAACUUAGCUGCUGGUGCACUCUGCUGUUUUCUUAUGGGAAAGCUAGCAAAUAAAAGAAAUGGAUGUGAAAUGCUAGUAGCCUUUCUCUCUGAGUAUGACAGUCUCAGUUUUUGAGUCUGUCUCUCACACAGAGAGACUCAGAGACAGRGAUUCCAAGUGUUUCAGUGACAACUGAAUUGUUUGGUGAAGAAGCUGGUGACAGACCUCAAAAGGCAAAAGUUUAUUAAUGCUGUUUUUCUAUAUGGCCAGAGGUGGAGAGGUUUUCCUUCUAUCCUCACAGAUACAGACACCAGCCAUCCUGCUCCACUUGGCUCCCAGAGUAAGCCACCCAGUGUAUGAACACAAGACUUUCAAAUCUGGUGCCCAAUUCCUGAGUGAGUCAGAGUCAUGCCAUCCUUGGUAUCAGCACAGCAGCCUUUCUGUGACACUUCAGGCAUUGUGCUGCAGCUUGCCUCCCUGCAUAAUCACACACAUACUGUCUCAUUUAUACUGAACGUGAACUUUAAUUAAACUGUAUCUGUCUGUUAGGUGGCCUAAAACUACUGCAGCCUUGCCAUUUUAAUCCUCACUCACUUGCAAGUAGUCUUUCAUCUGCUCUCACUGUUGUCUCUGUGGGUAGUUUCUUAAAAGGAGUCUCAUAAACUUGUUUACUCUGUGUGGUUUUCCUGUAUUUCAGCCCUUUGCUGCAUGCCAAACCUUUAUCUGUGGUUACUGUCUGUUUAUGAAAGUAGUUUGCUUUAAAGCAUACUUUAAAAGGGAUAAGGUGAAGGAUCUUGACAAAUUCACAGUAACUUAUUAAAUCCAACCAUUUAAUCUUAAAAGUGAGAAAAAAUUCUGCUAGAGCAGAAUGUACCUUUUCUUCUAUUGACAUGUUUGAAGAAAGUCACCAGCUGCUGAUGGCUCCACAGUGGUGGAUUUCUACAAGUCAUUAAAAACAAAUGUUUUAAUAAAAGUGUAUUUAAAGAAAAGUGUAUAAAUYAGUGUGUAAAAUA
Molecule: messenger RNA, 3905 nt
Organism: Malurus melanocephalus (red-backed fairy wren)
Lineage: Eukaryota; Metazoa; Chordata; Aves; Passeriformes; Maluridae
Gene: GPR176
Product: G protein-coupled receptor 176
Exons: 3
Coding region: 491-2080 (529 amino acids)
Biological process (GO): G protein-coupled receptor signaling pathway
Cellular component (GO): plasma membrane
Molecular function (GO): G protein-coupled receptor activity
Source: RefSeq, a predicted model, not a curated record